AUGGAGGCCAAAAUUAGAUUUACCUCGCUGGAGAACGGCGUUAGCCGCCUCCCUCCAAACGGCGUCGUUUCGACUCUCCAGCCGUCCUCCGUUCCGUUUAAACCGACGCUCGGGCGCCAUCUGGCGCGCCGGCUCGUCCAGAUUGGCGUCACCGACGUAUUCUCCGUUCCCGGCGAUUUUAACCUGACGCUGCUCGAUCAUCUGUUAGCCGAGCCGGAGCUUAAUUUGAUCGGCUGUUGCAAUGAGCUCAACGCCGGCUACGCUGCCGACGGCUACGCUAGGGCGCGUGGCGUCGGCGCGUGUGCCGUGACUUUCACGGUCGGAGGACUGAGCGUCCUCAACGCCAUCGCCGGCGCGUACAGCGAGAAUCUUCCGGUGAUCUGCAUCGUCGGCGGCCCUAAUUCGAACGACUACGGCAGUAAUCGGAUUCUUCACCACACCAUUUGCCUGCCGGACUUCACCCAGGAGCUCCGGUGCUUCCAGACCGUCACUUGCUUUCAGGCUGUGGUAAAUCAUCUCGACGACGCAUACGAAUUAAUCGACACAGCGAUUUCAACGGCGUUGAAGGAAAGCAAGCCAGUUUACAUCAGCGUGAGCUGCAACUUGCCGGCAAUUCCUCACCCGACUUUCAGUCGCGAUCCUGUUCCAAUUGCUCUCUCUCCGAGAUUGAGUAAUCAAAUGUCGUUGCACGCGGCCGUGGAGGCGGCGGCGGAGUUCCUAACCAAGGCCGUAAAGCCGGUGAUGGUCGCCGGACCAAAGCUCCGCGUCGCCGCCGCCGGAAAAGCCUUCAUCCAAUUAGCCGACGCUUGCGGCUACGCGGUCGCCGUUAUGCCGUCGGCGAAAGGCCUAGUUCCCGAGCACCACCCGCAUUUCCUCGGCACGUAUUGGGGCGCCGUCAGCACGGCGUUCUGCGCCGAGAUCGUCGACUCGGCCGACGCCUACAUCUUUGCCGGACCGGUUUUUAACGACUACAGCUCCGUCGGAUACUCUCUCCUUUUCAAGAAGGAUAAAUCGAUCGUCGUGCAGCCGGAUCGCGUCGUGAUCGGAAAUGGUCCGGCGUUCGGAUGCGUUUUAAUGAGGGAUUUCUUGACGGCCCUCGCCGGACGGCUCGACCGGAACACGACGGCGUUCGAGAAUUACCGGAGGAUUUAUAUACCGGAAGGUGUUCCCCUGAAGUGCGAUCCUUAUGAGGCGUUGAGAGUGAAUGUUCUGUUUCAGCAUAUUCAGAAGAUGCUCUCCGGCGAGACGGCGGUGAUCGCGGAGACCGGCGACUCGUGGUUUAAUUGCCAGAAGUUGAAAUUGCCGCCGGGAUGCGGGUACGAAUUCCAAAUGCAUUACGGAUCAAUCGGAUGGUCGGUCGGUGCGACUCUCGGAUACGCACAGGCCGUCCCGGAGAAGCGCGUGAUCGCGUGCAUUGGAGACGGGAGUUUUCAGGUGACGGCGCAGGACAUUUCGACAAUGCUACGUUGUCGCCAAAACCCGAUCAUUUUCCUCAUCAACAACGGCGGAUACACCAUAGAGGUCGAGAUCCAUGACGGGCCAUAUAACGUGAUCAAGAAUUGGAACUACACGGCCCUUGUCGACGCCAUCGACAACCGCGAAGGCAAUUCCUGGACUACCAAGGUUCGCUGUGAGGAAGAAUUGGUGGCAGCCAUUGCCACAGCUGAAGGGGCAAAGAAAGAAUGUUUGUGUUUAAUAGAAGUGAUAGUUCAUAAGGAUGAUACGAGCAAGGAGCUCCUGGAGUGGGGGUCCCGGGUGUCCGCAGCCAACAGCCGCUCCCCUAAUCCUUGUAGAUUGUGUGUGGAUUGA
Molecule: messenger RNA, 1809 nt
Organism: Andrographis paniculata
Lineage: Eukaryota; Viridiplantae; Streptophyta; Magnoliopsida; Lamiales; Acanthaceae
Product: pyruvate decarboxylase 1-like
Exons: 5
Coding region: 1-1809 (602 amino acids)
Molecular function (GO): thiamine pyrophosphate binding; carboxy-lyase activity; magnesium ion binding
Source: RefSeq, a predicted model, not a curated record